This is a messenger RNA of Colossoma macropomum (tambaqui), 2357 nucleotides long. Its product is annotated as calcium/calmodulin-dependent protein kinase type 1D-like. The coding region runs from base 243 to 1712 and encodes 489 amino acids. Gene Ontology annotation, cellular component: intracellular anatomical structure. The record is from RefSeq and is a predicted model, not a curated record. Gene Ontology annotation, molecular function: ATP binding; calmodulin binding; calcium/calmodulin-dependent protein kinase activity. The transcript is spliced from 13 exons. NCBI's taxonomy places the organism in Eukaryota, Metazoa, Chordata, Actinopteri, Characiformes, Serrasalmidae. Gene Ontology annotation, biological process: peptidyl-serine phosphorylation.
CAGAGACAGACAGGCAGGCAGUACCGCGACCUGCAGCCCGACAGCACGAACCCCUCACACCAGACCAGCCGUUUCCAUUUCCGCUUCUAACAGACGCGAGCGAGCGAUGAUUGAUCUGAGUGGUCGUGGUGGGCUAGAUUUGGCACUCUGUCCGGAGCGGAUGGUGGCUAUAGGGAGCUGGCAGCGGUAGAGUGUAGUGGUCGUGCAGGCAUGUUCACUGUUCGCAUUGGGUCUCUUUGCUCAUGUCCGUGUCGCUGAGCUCUCCGCGUUCUCUCGCUCUCGCCCACACCGUCCUCUACCACUGCUGCCCCUGCCUCACUGUCCACCCGGAGAAACGGGGCGCGUGCUGGAAGUGUUACAGACCCGAAGAAAUCCCUGUAGAAGCUAAAGCUGAAAUGGGUCGCAAGGAGGCUGAUUAUGACUGGAAGAAGAGCACUGACAACAUCCAAGAUGUGUUCGACUUCAUAGAAGUGUUGGGAUCGGGAGCAUUCUCUGAGGUCUUCAUGGUGAAGGAGAGAAAAACAGGCAAGCUUUUUGCCAUGAAGUGUGUGAAAAAGAAGAACAAAAGGGACGUUAACUUGGAGAACGAGAUUGCUGUGUUAAGGAGGAUCAAACAUGAGAAUGUUGUGGGGUUGGAGGAUUUCUAUGAAAGUCGAACCCAUUACUACCUUGUAAUGCAGCUUGUUUCAGGUGGUGAACUGUUCGACCGGAUUCUGGACCGGGGCAUGUACUCAGAGAAGGAUGCUAGCCUGGUGAUCAGACAAGUCCUGGAAGCAGUGAAUUACUUGCACAAGAAUGGCAUAGUUCACCGUGAUCUCAAGCCCGAGAACUUGCUGUACUACAGUCAAGAUGAAAACUCCAAGAUAAUGAUCAGCGACUUUGGUCUUUCCAAGAUGGAGGACAACGGCAUCAUGUCCACUGCAUGUGGUACUCCAGGCUACGUGGCUCCUGAAGUGUUGGCUCAGAAGCCCUACAGCAAAGCAGUAGACUGCUGGUCUAUUGGAGUCAUCACUUACAUCCUUCUCUGUGGAUAUCCCCCUUUCUAUGAAGAGACUGAGACUCGUCUUUUCUCUAAGAUUAUGAAAGCACAGUAUGAAUUUGACUCUCCCUUCUGGGAUGACAUCUCAGAGUCUGCAAAGGAUUUCAUCCGCAACAUGAUGCAGAAGAAUCCUAAACUGCGCUAUACAUCAGAUCAAGCCCUGAGACAUCCUUGGAUCAUUGGAAAGACUGCCCGGAGCCAGGACAUCUACCAGUCCGUCAGUGUGCAGAUCCAGAAGAACUUUGCCAAGUCCAAGUGGAAGCAAGCCUUCAAUGCUACAGUGGCCAUCAACCACAUGAAGAAGCUCCAGCUUGCUCAUUAUGAGGCCUCUGUCAAACAGAGCCAGGCUCCAACACAGCUGCCUGAUAUUACAGUCUCCUCCACAUCCAGCCCUGAAGCAGUACGCAAGAGCUUGGUACCCGAGACCCCGGAGCCCAACGGCAACCUGCCCAUCCACCACAUGACUGUUCCAACUGUUCCCACGGACACAAAGUUUUUGUACCAGCCGCCCAAGGUCAGCCACAGGGAGACUGCCCAUGCCGGAACACUCACAGUGGCUGAGAAGGGCAAGCAUGUGUACCACUCCGAACCAGCUAAUCUAAAUGGGUACGGAAAGAGAGGCACCAAUCGCAACGGUGAGAAAUUUCAGACUGGUGUCUGCUCUGUCAUGUGACUGGCCAUGGCAGCACUAUGAGGCGAAUUUAAUAGAUCUGUGACCUUUGUCAGCCACUGGCUGCUUGGUAUGGGCACCUACUGCUCUGAGCUCUAGAGGGCUAUGAUCCUUGACAUGACAGCUGACCUGUUGCCUGUUGACUGCACCGUUCUGACAAUACUGAGGUUCAGAGGAGUGCCUCCAUAUCUCUGCACAAACACACACACACAUACACUUAUUAAUACUCAGUAUCAACAUUAAACACAACAAGGUGCUUAGGCAUCUCUUGAACGUUUGUGUUUUACUAUGAGCAGCCGGUUCCUUGUGGCUGAUGUAACUGCAGCUCCCUGUAUUAUGUGUAUGAAUGUUAUUCUGGUUUGUGUGAUUCAUAUUACCUUGAGAGUAUUGGUGACUUUAAAUGAUUUCCUCUUUAAUAUCCACUAGAGCCUGUGAUGGUGUGCAGUGUACAUGUUGCUAUAUUUUAUCUUAAAUGACUGAAGCACCCUCCUGGCUUGUACAGUCGUAUGUAAAGGUUUGGGUGCCUCUGGUCUAAUGACAUUGUUUUGUACUGCACAUUUUGCUUCUGCACAUUUUGAUACAUAAUUGCUGUUUAUUUGCUGAAUUGAACAAACUAAAACAUAAAAUGCGGCCUGUCCAAAAAUAAUG